CUGUGGGGGAUGGUUGUUUAUUUUAUAGGUUAUCAUAAAACAGACAGCUGAAUGUGAUGGAGAAAUAGAAAAUUUGAAACAGAUAUUAAAUAAUUAUUCAGCUGAGUUCUCCCCGGGACAUGUAUCACAAAAGCAAGUUGCCAACCUGCCUUCACUACAGGGGGAGAUGGAAGGGUUGGAAGAGCAGAUUCUGAAUCUAAACCAGAAGAAGGAAGAUCUGCUGGUGGGCUUGAAGGCCGCUGUACUGAACCUUCAUGAGCACCUGAAGCGAGAACAGCAAGAAGGGGAAGGAGAUGAGCUGUCGUCAGGCCCCUCAGAAGAGGGCGGGGCCGCGGAGAGGCCGCCUACCUCAGACAGGAAGCUGAACAGAACAAGCUCCAUGUCUUUCCUGCCAGUGGUCAAGGAGGAGGCAGAAGAAAGCUCCGUGAAGAGUGAAGUAAGGACAAACAAUGUUCUUUUUGUUUUUGUUUUUUGUUUUAAAUUAUUCUAUUAUUUUUUAAAUUGUCAGGCGUGGGGGAUGGGUAAGGGGUUAUAUACCCAUGACAUGAGUAAGGAGCCUUCAGAGGCCAGGGGUGCCUGAUGCCCUGGAACUGGA
Molecule: messenger RNA, 595 nt
Organism: Cricetulus griseus (Chinese hamster)
Lineage: Eukaryota; Metazoa; Chordata; Mammalia; Rodentia; Cricetidae
Source: RefSeq, a predicted model, not a curated record